Messenger RNA from Radiomyces spectabilis, 1356 nucleotides. RefSeq lists its product as uncharacterized. The record is from RefSeq and is a predicted model, not a curated record. The transcript has 8 exons. Bases 1 to 1356 code for a protein of 451 amino acids. NCBI's taxonomy places the organism in Eukaryota, Fungi, Mucoromycota, Mucoromycetes, Mucorales, Radiomycetaceae. Gene Ontology annotation, molecular function: protein binding.
AUGACCAACUAUUCACACAAAAAGGAUAAUGGCAUAAUUCUUGAUCCCGAUGAUCACUCAAAUGCACUUCAGGGUCAUGGUCGUGCUCAGCUUAACUUUACGCGUAGCUCUUUGAUUGCGUUAGCCUCCUUAGCCGGCCUCGGUAGUGCUGCAUUGGAUACCAAGCGCGCUGGCCAAGGUGGCGAACCGCUGAGCGACGUCGAUGCUCCUGUGUAUACUUUGGAUAUACCAUAUAAUGCUGCUACGUCUCUCACAGACGUGACGUGGGAAACUAUUACGGUACAACCUACAGCAGAUAUCCCAAAGACUUCAACUGGUGUUAUCAUGGCUCCCCUUAGCUCGAAAGGAGACCAAUUUUAUUAUCAAGGUGGGCUUACUUGCCCUGGAUGCCCUACAAAUCCCGGUUACGUUUUUGAUUUGAACCAGAAAUCCUGGCGUAAAGUAAACGACGAGCCUCUCAAAUAUGGCGCUCAUGCACAUCUCGUGGAUGACGCAAUCUAUUAUUAUGGUGGCUACAAUAGUCAAAUGCAGUUUGGCAAUGCAACCAAACCAGGUGUGAAUCACCAGUUGAUUUCCAUCGAUACCAAGACUUUUGCUGUGAAAGGAUUAGAGUCGAUUACCCAAGCCUACCCUCCAGGACUUCUUUUCGCUGGUUCCAUACCUGAACCCGACGGUGCUUUAUUCGCUAUGAUUGGUGGAGUUAUUCAUAACCACGAUGAUAUUGCAGAACGAAGAAAACUAGUAGAUAUGGUACCCUUGUACGCGAAUCCUUUUGAUAAUAGCUACCUGCAAAUGGUGCUUAACAAUAACACUGCAAUGCCAGAGCCAAGAUUAGGGCACACGUUGAUUCACAGAACUUCGAAUGAGAUUGUACUAUUUGGAGGAUGCAAUUUGGUUCGUAUUGAUGAUUAUAUGGUUGUCCUCUUUGGUAAAAAUGCCGACGGCUCCUAUGUCAACGACCCAGUGGUGGCUCUCGAUAUGCAAACAUGGGAAUGGACCAAUGAGCUCCGCUUGGGUACCGUUCCUACACCAACUGCGACUCCUAAUGCUGAUGGCAGUCCAACGAACGGUUCUCAUAUCACAGACGACGCUACUAAGGAAAUUACUGCACCUUCUGGUUUAGGUGGUGGAGCUAUUGCGGGUAUUACCGUUGGUGCAGUCGCCGGCGUUGCUGUCAUUGCUGCUGCGGGCUGGUUCAUGUACAGACGAAAACAGCCACGCCAAGGAAUCAGUCAAGAGGAAUACAUCUCGGAAGCAUUGAAAGACCGCCAUUACGCAUCAUACCAUGGACCUGAUCAUGGUGGCCCGAUUACAUUGACACCCGUUGAAAUGAUUCAAAAGCCAGAGGGUUUUUAG